Drosophila albomicans is the source of this 4327-nucleotide messenger RNA. It is a transcript of the gene Top3alpha, whose product is annotated as DNA topoisomerase 3-alpha. The record is from RefSeq and is a predicted model, not a curated record. Gene Ontology annotation, cellular component: nucleus; chromosome. Bases 78 to 4127 code for a protein of 1349 amino acids. Gene Ontology annotation, molecular function: DNA topoisomerase type I (single strand cut, ATP-independent) activity; zinc ion binding; DNA binding. The transcript is spliced from 5 exons. Gene Ontology annotation, biological process: DNA topological change. Lineage: Eukaryota; Metazoa; Arthropoda; Insecta; Diptera; Drosophilidae.
GUUUUGCCAUCUCCAACGAAUAUGUUGCUUGUGGCGGGAAUAAAUCAUAAUUCCAUCGAUUGUUGACCAAUUCAUUAAUGUUUAGUCUCUUAAAAUGUUUGCGGUAUACAAAGUGUUCGCGUUACUUUCACAGCACUAAGACUAUAAGGAAUAAAGAAAUGAAAUUUCUCAAUGUGGCCGAAAAGAACGAUGCGGCCAAAACCAUCGCUGGCCUUUUAUCCAAUGGAGCUGCACAUCGACGUGAAGGCUACUCGGUGUACAACAAAAUUUAUGACUUCGAAGCUCAAGUGCGGGGUCGCAAUGCCAAAAUGGUUAUGACUUCCGUCUCUGGUCAUUUGAUGCAGCUGGAGUUCCUCGUCUCAUAUCGCAACUGGCGCAACGUUGAUCCACGUUCGCUCUUCGAUGCUCCAAUUCGCAAAACCGUCGGCGAGGACUAUCAGGGCAUUAAGAGGACGCUGGAACGUGAAGUACGCGGCUGCCAAGGGUUGAUCAUUUGGACGGAUUGCGAUCGCGAGGGCGAAAAUAUUGGCUACGAGAUCAUCGAAGUUUGUCGCGCCAUCAAGCCCAAUUUGACCAUCUACCGUGCCAGUUUCUCAGAGAUUACAACACCCGCAGUUCGACGUGCAUUGCAGCAACUUGGCGAGCCGGACAAAAGGCAGAGCGAUGCUGUCGAUGUGCGUACCGAAUUGGAUCUGCGCACUGGAGCAGCCAUCACACGGUUUCAGACGCUGCGUUUGCAACGCUUAUUUCCCGAGAAGAUUGCUGACAAGCUCAUAUCCUAUGGCAGCUGUCAGAUACCCACGCUAGGCUUUGUGGCCGAGCGCUACAAGGAGAUCGAAGCGUUCGUAUCAGAGGCUUUCUGGAAGAUAAGAGUGCUGCACACCAUCGAAGAGCUGACCGUGGAGUUCAAUUGGGCACGGAAUCGACUGUUCGAUAAGGAGGCGUGUGAGAACUAUCUGCUGCUUUGCCUGGCGGAGCCGGAGCCGCGUGCCACCGUUGAGAGCGUCACCGUAAAACCCAAGCACAAGUGGCGACCCACUCCCCUGGAUACGGUGGAAAUGGAAAAACUGGGAUCGCGUAAACUAAAACUCUCGGCCAAGGAAACCAUGACGAUAGCCGAAAAGCUGUACAGUAAAGGCUUAAUUAGCUAUCCACGUACCGAGACGAAUCAGUUCUCUAAGGAAUUUGCGCUAGCACCACUUGUCGAGCAACAGACGGAGCACGAAGCUUGGGGUACGUUUGCGCGUCGCGUGCUGGAAUGGGGUCCAAAUCCGCGCAAUGGUAACAAAUCGGAUCAGGCGCAUCCUCCGAUACAUCCCACAAAGAUGGUGACAAAUUUGCAGGGCAACGAGGCUCGUGUCUAUGAACUGGUUGUGCGACACUUUCUCGCCUGUGUCAGCAAAGAUGCCGUUGGUUCGGAGACCAUUGUCAAUAUUGACAUUGCGGGCGAGAAGUUUAGUGCAAACGGCUUGGUUAUUCACGAGCGCAACUACUUGGAUGUCUAUGUGUAUGACAAGUGGAGUGCUAAGCAGAUUCACGACUAUAAACAGGGUCAGCGCUUUGAACCCACCGAGAUUAUGCUGCAUGAGGGCGCCACAACAGCGCCACCUUUGCUCACCGAGGCCGAUCUGAUAGCGUUGAUGGAGAAGCAUGGCAUUGGCACCGAUGCCACGCAUGCUGAGCACAUAAACACCAUCAAGGAACGCGGAUACAUUGGCGUCGUGGACAAGGGCGCCCUCAUUCCCGGUGUCAUUGGCAUGGGCUUGUAUGAGGGCUACGAUGCCAUGGAGCUGGCUCUGGCCAAACCGCAGCUGCGUGCUGAAUUCGAGGCGGACUUGAAACGGAUCUGUUUGGGUGAAAAGGAUCCCAAGCAGGUGCUGCGCGAGCAAGUUGCGAAGUACAAGCAGGCCUAUCAGCAGAUCACCGACAAAAUUACCGCCAUGGAUGCGAAGAUAUCGCAACGUUUGAAUGAAACUCCCGUGGCCACGCCCGCAAAUGAUACUGCACCCGAAGCAAACGGCAGCAUGAUACGCGAGUUGUUCCAGUGCCCCAAAUGUGAUAUGGCGCCAUUGGCACUGAAGCCCAAAAAGAAUCCGGGCAGCUUCUUCAUUGGAUGCCUCAAUUUCCCCGAUUGCAAGAACGUAGUGUGGCUACCCGAGGACUGCAAGGAUUACCAAGUGCUAGACGAGUGCUGUGCUCAAUGUGGUGAGGGUUACCACAUGCUCAAAUUCCGCUUCAGCACGCCCUACUAUCGCGGACUGUUUAAUGCACCCAGUGGCUGGUACAAGAAUUGCCUGCGAUGUGACGAGUUGUUUCGCAGCACCUUCAACAUUAAUCUGGAUCAGGUGAAGCGUGUGGGACGCAUUGUGGCUCAGACGAACGGCGCUGGUAGUGGACCAGGUCCUGGGCCAGGUGGCGGUGGCUCUAGAUCAGGUGGUGGAGCGACUGUCAGUGGCUGGGGCACGGCUGGCGGAGGUGCUGGUGGCGACGGCGCUUCAAAGGCCUCAAAGUCAAAAGGCAACACUGCAAGCAAAACCACAAAGAAAGCUGCAGGUGGAGUCGCGGCCAGCAGAAUGAAGCGAAAUAGCAAAACUGAAGCUACAACUGGAACUGGUGGUAUCAGAAGCUACUUCACGGGAGCCGCUAGCUCAAGAACUGCCAGUCUGGAUGGCUUCUUUGACAGCAAUGAUGGUUUCGAAGAGCAGAUGCUUGCGGCCGCCUCAGUUGUUGAAACGAAUCCGCUGCCAGCAGCUGAGCUGGACGACGAUAUUGCCGCCGCCUUUGCUGCCGAUGAUGAUGCUGACUUCGAGGCAUUGGUUAACGCAGGUGGCAGCAAUCCGCAGCCACCUCCCUCACCGCCACCAGCAGGCGAGCCACAGAAUUUAGACGACAGCUUGACUCAAUGGAUGAAAAAAAAAUACGAGGCCGACGAGGUGCCAAUGGUGUGGGGCAGACAAGCGCGUGCUGCCGCUGAGGCACAGCCAGCGCCCAAGCGCGUGCGACUCAGCGAUGCUUCAAUGCCAGACGCAGUUGCUCCUAGCGCGGUUCUUUGCAGUGGCUGUCAUCAGCCAGCGCUUCAGCUCACGACACGUUCUGCUGGUCCCAAUCAAGGACGACAGUUUUACAAGUGUCCCAAGCAACAACAGUGCAAGUUCUUCCAGUGGGCUGAUGAGCAGCCGCCUGCCACAUCAGCCGAUAAUCCUACACUAGUGGCUAACAGUGGAGCAGCAGCACAAACAAGAACACAAGAUUCCCAAGACAAAGAUACAUGGGGAACGGCUGGAGCAGCAAAUCGCAAUAACAAUUCCUGGGGAACUUCGCAAAAUUCUGAUGCGUGGGGCAGCGGUAAUAGCUCGUCAGGCUGGGGCACAGGUGGAGCUGCGCAGCAAAGAUCUAGAGGAUCAGAGGAUUCUGAGACGUGGGGAUCAAACGGUGCUGCAAAUCGUCGAGGCAGCACUUCGAACGAAACUAUAUCCUGGGGCAGCGCUGGAGCUGCAGUGCCGACAUCAAGAACAUCACAGGAUUAUAGCCAUAACGCAUCUAGUUGGGGCACAGGCGGAGCAGCAAAUCAAAAAGCGGGAAGCUCAAAUGCAAAUUGGGGCAGAAAUAACGCUACCGAAACUAGCUCAUGGGGCAGCAGCAAAAACAAUACUUCUAGCUGGAACAAUUCACAACCCAACCGAAACAACGUCACAAAAUCUGCCGCUACAAGUCGUGGCAACAACUCGAAUAUAACUUCUAGCUUUGGCGGGACCAAAAUGCGUUCCAAUUCCAGCAGCACAGUGACCAUUACGCAAAGUCCCAAGCGACCAGCAGCUAACUCCAACAAUGUUCAAUGCAAUUGCGGCAAACCCGCCAUCAGUCUGAUUGUGCGCAAGGAAACGCCAAAUAAAGGACGACCUUUUUAUUCCUGUGCCAAUCGAGAAAAAAGCUGUGGUUUCUUCCAGUGGGCCGACACUGAUGAGAAUCAGGGCAAUCAGCAACAAGGUCGCUCUUCGGCAACAACGGGCGCAAGAGCAGCACCAGCUCCUACAAAUGGCAAUCGACAAGCACGUCGCUGUGGAUUGUGUCGUGAGGAGGGACAUACAAGGAACAAGUGUCCACGUAAGAACGAUUUCGACUGCUGAAUGAAAAACGGAAAGAGCAGACUUCAGUAAAUAUAAUUUAAACAUUUAUUGGAGCGAGCAACAGAUAUCAGUUGGUUAUAUAGUCCAAUCCUUCCUAGGUUUGGGUUACAAGCAUUUGUAGCGCGAAAAAAAAGAUAUGUAAAAUAAGGUACACAUUUUGUAUAUACUGUAUAUACGAUAUCGUAAAGUGCGACCCAUGU